UGUCAAGAGUGUAUCAUAAAAAUCAAACUAUAUUUUUUACUUCCUUGAUUACUAGUUUGUUUUGUUUGUUACUAUAUUAUUGUAUUUUAAAAUUUACACAAAUGAUCUCACGUAAAGGACAAAAAACUGUGAAUGAGGGUGUGGUUGGGAAAUACAUAAAAAAAGAUACUCCUCCAGAUCUACCAAUAAUUAAUGUGUGGACUACUAGUCACAAUAGAAGGCCACGCAGCCAACCCUUUGGUGUAAGUGAUAGUGCCUCUCAAAGUCACGAAAACAAAUUUGGAAAAGCUCAAACAAUGAGUGGACAUGCUGGAAAGUACACUCCCAGUGAAUCAGUUCCAAAUUUAACUCAUAGACUGGCAACUCUGUCUACUAGUGAUACUGCUAGUACUUCAAGCUAUUACAACUCUCAGUUUCAACUUGAUUCAAAUGUGGCUUCUCACUCAACUCUGAAUGAGAUAGAUGAUUCCUUCAGCCGCCAGCCUAGCUACAGGUACUACAGGCAACAGCAAGAAGACCCUAUAUAUCAGAAUCAGCAACAGGUGCAGCAACAGAAGCAGCAGUACGGCUCCCGCGAGUCCAGCAUCCCGCGGCUGGCCUCCAACCUCAGCCUCGCGCGGAUGCAUCCGCCCUCGCCGCACGCCAUACGACUACACACCUGCACUGAUUCUUACACCACAGGCAGUCAGUCGUCUCCGAUCUACUCCAACUACGUCAGCACUCCGGCGCUGCCGUAUCCCAGCAAACCGCACGGCAGCAGCAUCAUCUCCGCCAAUCAAGCAUCGGAGGAAUGUGAGUUGCCGCUGCCGCCGGGCUGGUCGGAGGACCGCACGCUGCGCGGCCGCCGCUACUUCAUGGACCACAACACGCAGACCACGCACUGGACGCAUCCGCUCGAGAGCGUGCCUAGACCCUGGCAGCGAGUUUCUACCCCGCACCAUGGCGUUUACUACUUCAACGAGAUGACGCAGCAGACGACGUACGCGCACCCGUGCCUGGUCGGCGGCUGCGUGGUGCUGAGUCCGUACGUGUCCGCGCUCGUGCCGCCCUGCCUCAUGGAGGAGAUCCCGCAGUGGCUGGCCGUUUACUUCCGAGCCGACCAAGAGCUGGACCACAAGCUGCGCUGGAACAUGUUCCGGCUGAGCGAGCUGGACUGCUACUCCGACAUGCUGACGAGGCUCUACAAGCAGGAGCUGCAGCUUAUCGUCAUGAAGUACGAGCAAUACAGAUCUGCAUUAUUACAAGAAAUAGAAAGAAGGCGACACGCCGCGAAUGCCGUGACUUACCACACGCACAACAAUUGCUGAAAUAGUUCGUAAUAUCAUUUGCCUUACUGAGCUGUGAUCAUCUAUUUGUAAGAUAUAAUUAUAAGUGUAAAGGCUGAUUUACACUAAGCGGAUAAAAUGAGCAUUCGCUUGCUUGAUGUAAAUGCACCCUGAUAAUGACAUGAAGUAAUAUUUGAAGUACUUCUAUGCCUAUAUUUUACAUUUGUUUAUGACCAAGUUCCUCUUGAAUAAUAUAUCUGAAGUUCUUCCAUGCCAGAAGAUAGGUUAAAUAAUCCGCUGUAUUGUCAUCUCCUUUUCUGAGCCAUAUAGAAUAACAGGAAAGGUCUCGAACCACUUUUUCUAUUGAUUUAUUAACACAAUCUUGACUAUGAUGUUUUAUUAUUGAUAUUAUAUGUUACAGCUAAACUACACCUAGGCUUAGCCAUUUAGCCAAAGAUAAGCAGGCUAUACUUAUGUUAUCCAACUGAGACUAGCUGCAUCUAGAUGUAGCCACACAUUGGGCUUUAGCUGUAAUAUACAUUUUAAAAUCAAAAUACAAGUAUUAUACUAGUUAUUUGUAAAGUAUAAAAUUUAUUUCAAGACAUAUACAUUGUUCAUUGUUUUUAAAUAUAGUUAAGAAUCACCUGUUGGUGAGACUAAGAGUUGAAACAAUGUUAAAGUGAUAUGCUGAUAGCUAUUUGUUUUGAAUUUAACUUUUCCAACAGAGAUAAUAUGGAAAUGAAGCAUGGCAGCUACAGCAAGGUAAUGAAAUGUUAAAAUCAUAGUUUUUCGAAGGUGCAGACUGACACUGAUACAAGUGGAAAUAUUUUAAUUUUGAUCUAAGAUCUGCAGUAAAUUGUCUUUUAAGUAUGUAGGUAUAUUUUAAUAUUUUAUUAUUUAAGUUGACAUUUUAAUAUAAGAGCUCAAGUUCCCCAAUUAGGCAUAAUAAGUACUUUUCCAAUAUUUAUACUAGAAUAAAAUGAAUUAUAUUUUAAUAUGAAAUUGAAUAUUUAUGUCAAACAAUUGUGCCUUAGAAUAAAAUUAUUUACACAAAUUUAUACUUUCUAUUCAUUUGGCAAAAUACCUUUUGUUCUAGUUUUAUAUAUUUAUAUGUGAAUACAAUUUUUAUUCAGGUCAAUAAUGUAGUUUAGUAAUUCAAGAGCAUUACAAAGGCACUUUUUCAUGUCAUAAAAAAUCUAUGAUGAAAACAGUUUUUUAAAUUGUAUGCUCUAGGAAAAUAAUAAAAUAAAAUUUUGAAAUAACUUUUAUUAAGUCAUUGCCAUAAACAAUGGUCGCUGUCUAAAAUGUUUUUUUUUUGCUAAGAUAGUCACCAAAAUAAAAAAUAAUCAUCUACCCUAUUCUCAAAGUUACACGCUACUAGCUUUCUAGUAACUAAUACAUUGUUGGUACCUGUCAUUGUUUAUUUACUGGAAUUACCAGUUUGACAGAGAGAUAAUAAUAACCAACAAGUUGAAGAAUUUCAUGCUCUUGUGUCUAGGUAAUUAUUCUUGUAUAUUAUUGGUAUAUGAGUAAACAACAAAUAAAGAACAAAUAUUAAAUACUUUAUUUACAACAAAUCUAUUUAGAUUAUGAAAUUAUUUCUUAAAGUGGUUGCUUCUAGUCUUGGGUUUCAUUAUCAUUAGCUUCAUUAUUAUUGUUGAAAACACUUUCUCCAUCAACUAUGUCAUACUCAUCAACUUUAGUAAAACCAGAUAUUCUGUA
Messenger RNA from Plodia interpunctella (Indianmeal moth), 2987 nucleotides. It is a transcript of the gene sav, whose product is annotated as salvador. The record is from RefSeq and is a predicted model, not a curated record. Gene Ontology annotation, biological process: apoptotic process; negative regulation of cell population proliferation; hippo signaling. The coding region runs from base 102 to 1307 and encodes 401 amino acids. The transcript has 10 exons. Gene Ontology annotation, cellular component: cytosol. Gene Ontology annotation, molecular function: protein binding; molecular adaptor activity. Lineage: Eukaryota; Metazoa; Arthropoda; Insecta; Lepidoptera; Pyralidae.